Penicillium samsonianum is the source of this 2745-nucleotide messenger RNA. RefSeq lists its product as uncharacterized. The transcript has 6 exons. Lineage: Eukaryota; Fungi; Ascomycota; Eurotiomycetes; Eurotiales; Aspergillaceae. The record is from RefSeq and is a predicted model, not a curated record. The coding region runs from base 1 to 2745 and encodes 914 amino acids.
AUGAGUGAAUCUGCGGAGCAUCUCCGCAAGAUGCAAAUCCUUCAAAUGGCAGACUUAGGAACCGCCCGGCGUGAAAUGAUUUCUACUGCCGAUAUCAAAAAUCAGGCUCGCGCACAGCUUGCCGACAUUGAGUCUAAGCGACUUGUUGAUCAAAGAGAUGAAGCUCAGUUGAGCAAAUGGGCAAAUUUGCAUGCUGAGAUCGGAGAUACCACGGGAAUGGAAGAACUCGAUGACAUAGAUUCCGGCCAGUCCCACCGAGCUAAUUUGCAUGCCAUGCUGCAUCCCAAUGGAAGUCAGCCGCGAACCUACGCCAAUCAUCCCUACCCAACUCCAUCUGCAGGUCGCGGUGGUGGUGUCAUGGGAAAGAGAGGACGAGGUGGCUUUGUUCCCCCUCCCCCUAUGGGACCUGCUGAUCUUCCUCUUGCUUUCGCAAGAGCCUCAUUCCGUGGAAAUAUGAGUCGCUCAGGGCGCCCAGGACCGCGCGGUCGCUCGACUACAAUGUCGGCCAGCAUUCAUUUAGACCCUGCCUUAAACUGCAACAACGAUGACAACGAUGCUCGUGACCGAGGAAGAGGACGUGGACGAAGCAAAGGCAAAGGCAGGGGCAACGCCCAAGAGCAGAUUCACAUCCCGUCCGCCCCUAGCAGGCCCCAGCGUCCGCCUCCAGCGGUCAACUUCGCCACUAGAAUCUCCGAACCACAAGACUUUAUGAACUUGUUCCAAUCUCGCCGAGCAACUGAAACGUACAAGAAGCCUAUCGAUAAAAUCGUCUCUGCUCCUAUGCAGAAUGCUGCAUCUGCGCAGGAACCCAUUCCGCCCAACGAACCAAAGAUCAAAACGCCUCUGACCGGUACACCCAAGAAGAAGACGGCGAGCAUUCUUCCACCUUCGAAGCCUGCAUCCUCGCCAGUGGCACCGUCGACGACAUCCAAGGCCCAGGCUACUGCAGCCAAUAUUUCUCAGCCCCAUAUUGGACCUUAUCUAGUGGAAACACCCUCUCCAGCACGUGUUGUUCCUCUUGAUAAGACUGCAUCCUUCAAAACCCGCAAGGCCCAACCUGAUACACCCAAAUCUUCUCAGCCACAUAAUAAACCCCCUCCAGUGGAAGCCCCCACACCACCGGCAUCUCAUUCCGUUUCUGUCCAACAAAGCGCCAAGUCCAGAAAGGCGAAAGACAUGGCGACUGGUUCCCAGGCUCCUUAUCCAGCAGUGGUCGCAAUCGCCGCGGAUGAGAUUCAAUGGAAGGUUUCGCCCGGCGAACAGCCACGCAAGAAGGGCACGGCUCCUCCAAGCAAGGCAGCAAUCUCAUCCGAACACUCUAUGCCCCUCGCCGAGGCUAAGAAGACACCCGUCGCCAAGGUCGUCCAAAACAAAGACAGCAAGCAGAAUGUUUCUACUGCUAGCCAGAAGGGGAAACCCAAGCAGAAAUCUCAGUGUCAAGAUCUUCUGAGCGAGGAUGACUCCCCGGUUAAUGCAGCAACAAAAGCCUCUCACCGUUUGAAGACAGUGGCCAUCCAGAGUCCAGGUACUGCGGAAUUGGUAGGUCUCAAGUUUGCCGAGAAGGCCGGGGAGUUGGUGCCAACCAAGAGCAUUGACGAAGUCAUUGCCCCCAAAACAACGAGCAAUGAGAUCCCAGAAACCCUAUCUCGCCGCAAUGAUCAGAGUCAAGAACUUGACGGCUUCGGUAUCUAUGGUCCGCAGAUUAUUGAAGAACUUCGCGACAUCCGCAGACACAUUCGUUCGCCUCAAGACUUGGCUACUACCCGUGAUAUCGAACGCAUACUUGAAUCUAAAUUGCUCCAGUUGGUCCCUACAGCAUAUACACCACCUGCAGCACCUGCAUCCUCGGAGAUACAAAGUCGGUUGGGUAAUCUGGUUGCACUUGUGGAAUAUCUUUCAACAUCGCAGCAAGGAACUAACACUGUUGAAGUUCCUUUGGCUGCCCGGCGCGAUCUUACCCCCUUUGAGGGGCACCGAUCGCCGCCCCCACCUUCGUCUAGCUCAAACUCACCCCCGUCUGCUGAUAAACGCGCGCACAAGGUACGUGUGCCCGGCCUCUCGCCAACCAGGAGUGAGAGUUCCGACAUUAUUUCGCAGUUCGAAUCCCUUCAGGUCUCGGACAAACUCGCCGCGCCCCUCCAACCGCAGCGUGUGGUCCCUGUUCCGGUACUUCGUCCACUGGAAAUUCCCAAAAAGACCACUACCUCCGAUGCGUCUGUUCAGGUUACUCCUGCUCUGGUGUCACGUCCAAAGGAGGCAACGAAAAAGCCACAGACCCUUAACGAUUCGAUCUUUGCAGGACCUGUAGGCCCUGUCACUUCCAAUGCUAACAGCUUUAUUGAACCUAAUGCGGUGCGAUCCCAGACCACGACUCGGGGGUUGAGCGCAACCCAUCCGAACAUACUGAAGCAACCGGAUAUUCAGUCAACCGGCGUUCGUACAAUCGGCCCUGCGCCAUACAAACCCCGCGUGAUUGGUCCUGCUCCCUCCCCCUAUGAGCCAACCACCUUGCGGGAUGUUUCAGCAGCCCACAUUCGUACUGUUUCUGCACAGCAUGCUAACACUGAGAAUCGGCCCUCGUGGGACGUUACAAACCGUGCUUUGAGCUCCAUGAGUCAAUCCAGUGGUCCAGCUUCUGAGCAAGCUCCAGGUCGACUGUUCUCGAUGCCUGACCCUGCCACAAUUCCCCAGCCCAAGUCGAAGAGUGCUGGUGCAUUCCUUUCCAACCGACCUUCUCGCCGCUAG